Messenger RNA from Gossypium raimondii (Peruvian cotton), 2241 nucleotides. RefSeq names its product protein IQ-DOMAIN 5. The transcript has 9 exons. NCBI's taxonomy places the organism in Eukaryota, Viridiplantae, Streptophyta, Magnoliopsida, Malvales, Malvaceae. Bases 601 to 1944 code for a protein of 447 amino acids. Gene Ontology annotation, molecular function: protein binding. The record is from RefSeq and is a predicted model, not a curated record.
UCCCCCCACUCCCACACGACCCUUCCUCGGCGUGCUUUAGCCGAUUCCGGUCCUCACAAAUUCUAGAGAAUAUUUUUUUUCUAAAACCCCGCCUGAGAGUCCCAUUUCUUCUUUAUGUUGAUCCCUUUUGUGAAAUUUGACUUUUUCUGUAGGGAGGAAAAAAUAAGAAUUUUGACUGAGAGUUGACUUAUUUGACUGAUUGAUCGAUUGGUAGAUCAUCAUCAAUCGAACGGUUUAAAAAGUUUAGUAGCUUUCGAGUUUCGAGCUCCGCGAUGAAAUUUGCAAGAUCUAUUACUGAAUUGGGGAGUAAUUAUGACGUCCAAAAACAAGAAUUGGGGAGUAAUUAUUGCAAUUUAUAGUGAUUAGUCUUUUAAUUGGACUGUUUAUUAAUGGAAGGAAUUAAAGGUUAUCCAUUAAUGAAUAAUGGGAAUAAAUUUCAGGGGGUGCUUGAAGUGAGAAGGUUGAUGGGGAAUUUAUGGUUGCUUUACUUAGAAUUAACCAAUUGACAAUGUUUUAAAGUAGCCGAGGUCCUUCUUCUUCAACCCAAGAUUGAAACUUGAAAGGUCUGCUUUAUCUAGUUCAGUUGUCAUUGUUGGUACCAUGGGUGUCUCAGGAAAAUGGAUCAAAGCAUUGGUUGGCUUGAAAAAAACAGACAAGUCACAAUCCUCAGAGAAGAAAGUAAAUAGGGGAGCUACCAGCAAAUUUCGUCACCGAAGGAAGCAUUCCAUUGAUUUUGACACAGAUAAACUUCAAGAAGGGUUGGAUCAGAAUGCUGCUUCACCAGCCAGAGAUGCUAAUACUCAAGCAAUUGCAGAUGCUGCUGGCUCCCCCUCUGGUUCACUUGAAGUGCGUGAUGCAGCUCUUAAUGAACUUGUAAUGGAAGAAUGGGCUGCCACAAGGAUACAAACAGCUUUCCGUGGGUUUCUGGCUAGAAGAGCACUCCGAGCCUUAAAAGGAUUGGUCAGACUACAGGCCCUGGUGAGGGGUCAUGCUGUAAGAAAACAAGCUGCAAUGACCCUUCGCUGCAUGCAAGCUUUGGUGAGAGUUCAGGCUCGCAUAAGAGCAAGGCGUGUUCGACUGACAUUAGAAAGUGAAACUGCCCAACAGAAACAUCAGCAACAACUUGCAGAUGAGGCUCGCGUUAAAGAAAUAGAGGAAGGGUGGUGCGAUAGUAUAGGAUCUGUUGAAGAAAUCCAAGCCAAGUUACUAAAGAGGCAAGAGGCUGCAGCUAAACGUGAGAGAGCCAUGGCAUAUGCUCUGGCUCAUCAGUGGCAAGCAGGAUCAAGACAACAAUCUGUGCCUGCUGGAUUUGAACCAGACAAAAGCAGCUGGGGUUGGAACUGGCUGGAGAGAUGGAUGGCUGUACGUCCAUGGGAGAAUCGUUUUCUCGACAUUAAUCUUCAGGAUGGAGUAGUGGCCUGUGAGGAUGGUUCUGCAGAGGGAAAGAAUGGUGCCAAUUCUCAGAUAAAACCUGCUAUCAAGAAGCCAGCUGCAUCGAAUCUUCAUGCUAACCUGUCAAAUCUAAAAAUAGGUCUGUCAUAUUCUGAAGGGAGUGAUUCUCCACCUGGUAAGUCAGCAAAUGUGGUAGAUGCGGUCAAUGCAUUAUCUUCCAAGCCAAAGUCCAAACCAAUCAUUGAAGAUUUGGGUGAAGAAGCUGGCUCAAAACCUGUUAUUACUUCAAGAUCUCGCAGCAAUCCUAAGGAGAGGUCCAUAAAAUCAGAUAAACUGGUGACAAAGAGAUUGUCUCUACCUAACAGUGGUAAGCUCUCUCUCUGUUGUCCACAAUAUAUAGGUGAAGGAACCGGAUCUCAAACCAGCAAGACAGGCAAAACUGCUGCAAAAGUGACACCGGGCUCUAACAAGCCAAUAAAGGACAGGUCCAAGUCCAACGGACGUGGGGACUCAAAUCCUACAAAAAAUAUGGCACAGGCCGUUGAUCUGUAAGGAAGUAUUUGUGAUGACAAACCUGUCGGGGCUGCCAUCCACCCAGGUCUUGUUAUAGUAUGUAUAUAGUAUAUUAUAUAUAUAUUGAAUUACAGCGCGAGAUGUUAUGGCUUUAUUUUCCUGUCAUAAAAUUGCUCCAUCUCCGUGGUAGAGUUGAGAUUGGUUUGGCUUGGCUUGGUUUGUCAUGGGAAUAAGCCAAUAAGGUCAGUAGAUUUCAUGUGUUAAUGUUGUAAAUCAGUUGUGAUUAAAUGUGACAGAAUGUUUAAUCCAUCCUUCUUAGAGGUUCACAAGUAAAAA